GUCGGUGCGCGGCGCACAUGUCGCGGGGCUCGGGACCGGCUGUGCGCGAGGAGCCGGUGAGUCACUGUUACACAGCACUUUUGCUUCGCUUCUGUACUUCUGCCAAGUCAUCGCGCUGGUUUAAUACGAGCAUCCCAGCCGCCUGAGCUUCAGACGACAGGCGGGGAGCGGAGGUGAGACGGGCUGCUGCUGCUACGACGACAUAACCGGAGUUACUGCGCCAUGGAGACCGACAGCAUGCUGGACAAGGCGGACACCCUCUACCUGCAGACCGGUAACAUGAUGAACUGGGGCCGCCUGAAGAAGAAGUGCCCGACGGCUUCCAGCGAGGAGCUGCUGGAUUGCAUCAGAGCAACUCUGAACGAAUGGAGCUCAAAACUCACUCCGGAGCUCGCACGGGACUCUCCACGUACUCUGGAAUGCUCUGUGUCUCCAGCUAUAGAAGCCAUAAACCCAGAAGAGAGAGAAGAAAUGAAAGUAUCUGCUAAACUGUUUGUUCUGGGAUCGAACCUGUCAUCAAUUUCACACGCUGCAGAUAUGGCUUGUGCCACCCUCGGCGUCACCCAGUUGGAUUCCUUGAUCAUUGCACCACCCCCACUGGAAGACGGAGUCAGCCUUUCCUUGGAGAAUUUACAGCCUUACUGGCAUGAGCUGGAAAGUCUUGUUCGGGACAAGAAAGUAGUUGCUAUAGGAACGUCGGAUUUAGAUAAGCCUCUCUUGGAACAGCUUUACCUUUGGGCACAGGUAAAGCCUAGCAGUAACCAGGUGAAUCUCGCAUCCUGCUGCAUAAUGCCUCCUGAUCUUACAGCUUUUGCCAAGGAGUUUGAUAUCCAGUUACUAACUCACAGCGACCCUAAAGACCUGUUGUCGGAAGAAUCUUUCCAAGAAGCUCUGAGAGAAAGCAUUCCGGAUUGUCAAGUCAGCGACUGGUCACCAAUGUGGAUCCUCCGAUAUUCUGUCAUUGUGAAGACCCGCGGGAUUAUUAAAUCAAAAGGUUAUAUUUUACAAGCGAAAAGGAAGGUCCCGUCUAUCAACAGCCUUUGAGGUCUCAUCUCGCCGGUUACCACUUUUUAGCUGUGCACAACCGUUCCGUUGCAUGUUAUCCGAAGACCAAAAUUAGUCUGAUUACCUGUUGGCCAGCAUGAUGUUUACACAACAAGUCAUGUUAUGACAAUGAAGAGUUUAACCUGCUGUAGGAGAAUUUAAUUUCAUUUGGGAGUAUGUGACUGUUGUAAGAAGUAUAUAUUCUGAGGAUCAGACUUUUGGACACGCUGAGGGCCUCUCUUUUCUGUAAAAUAUAUGUUGUAUGUCGGAGGCCGCCAGUAAUCCGCUUUCAGAAUUAUGUCAUUGAGAUUAUUUCUUAACCCAGCGUAUACUGAAUUGGAGUGGACUCCAAUCCUGUUUUGCGGAGUUUUACAUGGCCAGUACAGUUAUGAAGCAGAUAAAUUAAACAAAACAUUUAUUUAAAUCCACGGAUUUGGAAGCGACUUACUAUUUUGUGUAUGUUAACGGAUAAAAAAUAUUGCAAUGAUACAAUUGCUUAUAUUUUCUGAAAAGGAAAAAGGUUCUUUUUUUUUUUGUACUGUUUGCUUGUUAAUUACCCAUCAUUAUCAUAAUUUUUGAAAAAGUUGUACACUGAAGUUCUAAUUGUAUACAGGUUGUGAUGGCAGCGUCUGCUUUGAAA
Messenger RNA from Spea bombifrons (plains spadefoot toad), 1684 nucleotides. RefSeq names its product glutamate-cysteine ligase modifier subunit (gene GCLM). The record is from RefSeq and is a predicted model, not a curated record. Gene Ontology annotation, cellular component: glutamate-cysteine ligase complex. Gene Ontology annotation, molecular function: glutamate-cysteine ligase catalytic subunit binding; enzyme regulator activity. Lineage: Eukaryota; Metazoa; Chordata; Amphibia; Anura; Pelobatidae. The transcript is spliced from 7 exons. Gene Ontology annotation, biological process: glutathione biosynthetic process. The coding region runs from base 223 to 1044 and encodes 273 amino acids.